AUGAAGCGUAGUUACGAGAAUGCAUUAAAGCUCCUGGAGACACGAAGGCGGAAAGCUAGACCUACAAAGCUCCCAGUAUCCAUCACUUCUCAGGAUAUUGCGCCCAGCGGUGCUCCAACCGUCAAGGGGGUAUCUAGUUUGUUCGGCAUGAAGGAAUGGCUGCAAGCCCUAGGACACUCGGAAAACGAUGUCGACAACCUGAACAUUAUCCAUGUUUCUGGGACCAAAGGGAAAGGCAGUACAUGCGCUUUUACCCGGUCGUUUCUUCGAACGCAUGGACUGAGAACAGGGUUCCCAAAGCGAAUUGGACUUUAUACUUCUCCUGAUUUGCAAUGCAUCCGAGAAAGGAUUCAGAUUGAUAAUCAACCAAUUUCGGAAGAUCUUUUCACGCGGUACUUCUUUGAAGUGUGGGAAGCCCUUGUAUCUUCCGAUAAGGGGAUUGAAACAACAACAAGACAGCCACGAUAUUUGCAAAUUCUCCUUCUAAUGGCUUUUCACUCCUUCAUCAAAGAAAAUGUCGACGCGGCAAUAUUCGAGACACACCACGGCGGAGAGUAUUGUGCCACGAACGUCAUACGUAAGCCUGUUGUGGCUGGAAUCACCUCUCUUGGCAUGGAUCAUGUUGCACAACUAGGUCCUACUAUCGAUGACGUUGCAUGGCAUAAGGCAGGCAUUUUGAAAUCUGGAGCACCUGCAUUCUCCGUCAUACAGGAGGAUGGCCCUAAUGAAGUUUUACGGAAACGGGCAAUUGAAAAAAGCACAGAGUUGACAUUUGUCGCACCCUCCAGCACCCUUCCAGCCAACAAAAGAGUGUUAAGUGUUCCAGUACAGCGGCUGAAUUGCUCUUUGGCUCUCCAGCUAUCUACGAGAUUUCUGCAAAUCAAGGAUCCUGAGCGUCCGCUGAAUGACGAUGAUAUCUCCAAGGGCAUCGACAGCUUCUCGUGGACAGGUAGAUUUGAGACUAUAGAAAACGGCAAUUCUCAAUGGUUCUUAGAUGGUGCGCAUAACCCUUUGAGCCUUGAGCAGGCCGCAGAAUGGUUUUCAAAAAACAUCAAUGGUGUAAAUGCACCAAAGUAUCGAGUUCUCAUCUUCAGCCAUUUUUCUGAAGAGCGCGACGGAGUGAUUCUUAUGGAAUGUUUGGCGCAUGCGCUGUCAGAGCACAAUGCUAAACCUGAUCAUGUCAUCUUUACAACAUACCAGGAGAGAGAAGAUGGAUCUACAAGAAUAGACAAAACCCUCAAAGUCCCAGAGACGCCUUUUCCUGACAUGUGUGCAAUUUAUUCUUCUCUUUGGAAGAAAAUCCACCCCAAUACUGAAGUAUCAAUUGAGCCGACGAUUGAGGGUGCUAUAAGCCUUGCGGAAGGCCUUAGUAUCAAGCACGGCGGUAUGCAGACUUUUGUUACUGGCAGCUUACAUUUAGUUGGAGGAGCACUUAACCUACUGCGUCCUUAA
Molecule: messenger RNA, 1452 nt
Organism: Penicillium taxi
Lineage: Eukaryota; Fungi; Ascomycota; Eurotiomycetes; Eurotiales; Aspergillaceae
Product: folylpolyglutamate synthase
Exons: 5
Coding region: 1-1452 (483 amino acids)
Biological process (GO): tetrahydrofolylpolyglutamate biosynthetic process
Cellular component (GO): cytosol; mitochondrion; cytoplasm
Molecular function (GO): ATP binding; tetrahydrofolylpolyglutamate synthase activity
Source: RefSeq, a predicted model, not a curated record